AUGAAGAACACUCACAACGUGUUGGACGCGCACGUUGAAAAGUUCAUCGCCGCGAUACACACGCGCGACGGCGAGGAGUUGGCGAGACUGGCCAGCGUGGAUUGUAUUUUGAAAGAUUGCUUCAAUGGAAAACCAACAACGACUUCUUUGUCGUUGAACGAAAACGAAGUGAAACAGUGCACGCGACGGUACCAAAAUCAACUGCCAAAACCGUUCGACGAUAUGUGGGAAAAACUGGUGUUAUCGUCGCUGGAGUUAAAACAGAGCUCGUUCGAGAAGUGUUACGAUUAUCACAACGAAGCGAUGGCGGUUUUUAUCAAAGAUUUCAAAGCGAGAGAAGAACCGGAAGAUGUGAUUUGGACGAUAAAAGCGAUGAAGCGAAUGACGAGAGAUUCUCGAUUGUGCGCGGAAAAAGCGGACAAUCACUCGAGAAAAGUUGGGAAAAAAGCGACGAGGUUGGAAACGUGCGGGGCGCAACUCAUGCAAGCCUAUCGAUGUUCGUCGCAAACGUCGACGCGGGAGAAGAAGUUGGCGCAGUUGAAAAUCGUCAACGAACUGUUCAAGAUUUAUUUCGAGCUGAACGCGUUGCAUUUAUGUAAGAAUUUAAUCAACGCGGUGAAUCUGCCGACGUUUCUACCGUUCGAAGAGUCGUUUCCGAGCUCAGAAAAAGUGACGUAUCAUUUUUACGUGGGCAGAUUGGCGGUGUUUGACGACGAUUACGAAGGCGCGAGCGAACAUUUGAAGUACGCGUUCGAGAGGUGUCCGAGAGGCUCUUCAAAGAAUAAAACCGCGUGUUUGAAGUAUUUAGUUCCCGUGAUGCUGAGUUUAGGUUUCGUGCCGAGUAAAAAGUUGUUCGUGAAAUAUAAAGACGCUUUGAAACCGUACGAGGAGGUGUGCGAGGCGGUAAAGAUGGGGAAGUUGGGGGUGUUGGAACAAGCGUUGGAGAGAAGGAAAGCGAGAUUCGUGAGGGAGGGCACGUAUUUGAUGUUUGAAAAGCUACGCCUUUAUUGCUUACGAACGCUGUUCAAGAAAACGAGCGAAAUUCAGAAAGAAUUCGAGCCCGAGAAAGCGAACCAGGUGAAGUUGGAGAUGCUUUCAAGGGCGUGCAAAAUAGCCGCGGCGAUGAAAAAUCAACACGGACAUAAUAAUAAUAACAAUAACAAUAACAAUAACAACACGGAAUACGAUUUAGAUGAAAUCGAGUGCGGUGUUUCCGAACUCAUCCACCGCAAAUUCGUCAAAGGGUACGUCUCGCACAAGAAUCGGGUGGUUGUUUUGAGUAAAACAGACGCGUUUCCGAAAAUCAGCGACGUGGUCAAGUGA
Bathycoccus prasinos is the source of this 1323-nucleotide messenger RNA. RefSeq names its product PCI domain-containing protein 2. Gene Ontology annotation, cellular component: transcription export complex 2. The record is from RefSeq and is a predicted model, not a curated record. Bases 1 to 1323 code for a protein of 440 amino acids. Gene Ontology annotation, molecular function: RNA binding; double-stranded DNA binding. Gene Ontology annotation, biological process: transcription elongation by RNA polymerase II; poly(A)+ mRNA export from nucleus; post-transcriptional tethering of RNA polymerase II gene DNA at nuclear periphery. Lineage: Eukaryota; Viridiplantae; Chlorophyta; Mamiellophyceae; Mamiellales; Bathycoccaceae. The transcript has a single exon.